AUGGAUGUGAGGGUGAUCUACUGCCUACUCUUUUGGGCUGCGCACUUCUUCCUGGCCAUGCCAUACACCACUCCCAGGGUUCUCGGUAAUGAAUCAAAGACUGGUUAUGAGCAAGAUGCCUGUAUAAAUCUAAUUCCCUGCCAAGAUAAUGGAGCAAUUUGUAUUCAGCCUUGCUCUCCCUCCUUCCAUGGGGAGACAAGCUUUGUCUGUGAGGACAGAAAGUGGCAGAUGCUGUCAGACGCUUGUGCAAGCCUGGAUGUUCAGUCCCUUUUUCAGAGGAUAUCCCAAAGUGAACUCCCAUGCCAUGGAGGACAUCUUCCUGUUUCAGCAGGAGGAAAGCUAGGGCCUGGGAAACUUGGAGAUGGGGCAAAACAUUUUGGUGCUGGGAAUCAUAGCUGCCAAGCUGAUUUUUCAUGCAUCAUCCCAGAUAUCCUGUCUUCACCAGCCAUCCCAGGAAACAUUGCUGAUAUAGUGGACUUGCUAAAGAAGAUUUCCCUGCUGCUAUCAGAGAAUGUCACUAGAGGAAAAAUGCAGAGCUACAGCAGAAUAGCAAACCAUAUUCUGAACAGCUCCAUCAUUUCCAACUGGGCUUUUGUGAAGGACAGAAAUGCUGGUUCAAUACUGCUGGACUCGGUGAAUUUAUUUGCUGGGAAACUUCUUUUAAGGAAUGGGUCAGAAAGUAUCCAGGAGCCCUUCAUCGCUACCAAAGGCUACAGCAUACACAGAAACACUUCAGGAAAGAGCUUUGACUUUUCCAUGGAGUUGAACAGCACAGGCAAUAUUACUGGCCACGUGGUGAUUCCAGAGCAAGAGCUGCUGAGGUUGCCCAGGGCUUCCAAAGCCAUCAGCGUUGCAUUUCCAACGCUCGGAGCCAUCCUGGAGACGAACCGGCCGGACCCCCCUGUUGUGAACGGGAUGGUGCUGUCGGUGUCGCUGCCAGAGGAGCUCCAGAGCGUUUUGCUCACCUUUGAGAAGCUGAACAAGCUGGAGCAGGUGGGGGCUCAGUGCGUGGGGUGGCACUCGGCCGAGCGGCGCUGGGACCCGCGGCCGUGCCAGGUGCGCGCGCACAACGCCAGCGCCGUGGUUUGCGUCUGCGUCCACCGGCGCCGCACCUACGCAGCCUUCUCCAUCCUGAUGGCCCCAGCCGUGCCACGGAGCUCCCUGCUGGACUACAUCACACGGGUGGGCCUGGGGCUGUCCAUUCUCAGCCUGGUCCUCUGCCUUGUCAUCGAGGCCAUGGUGUGGCAGCAUGUCACCAAAACUGAAAUCACCUACAUGCGCCACUUCUGCUUGGUCAACAUCGCCGCCUCGCUUCUCGUCGCUGAUGUCCUGUUCAUCCUGGCAGCCAUUGUGCACAAUGCAGCCCUGAACUACCAGCUGUGUGUGGCAGCCACUUUUUUCCUUCACUUUUUCUAUCUUGCCCUGUUUUUUUGGAUGUUUACCCUGGGCCUCUUAAUUCUCUAUGGAUUAUUAUUAAUUUUUUUUAAGAUAACAAGAUCUGUGUUCUUAGUUGCAGCGUUCUCUAUUGGAUAUGGAUGUCCCUUGGUCAUAUCUGUCCUCACUGUUGCUAUUACUGAACCAAAGAAUGGGUAUUUAAGGAGUGGAGCUUGCUGGCUCAAUUGGUACGAGACAAAAGCCCUUUUGGCUUUUGUUGUACCUGCCCUGAGCAUCAUUGUGAUGAAUCUCAUUGUGGUGGUCGUGGUUGUGGUGAAGACUGGGAGAUCCUCCCUUGGAGAAGGCUGCAAGUCACAAGAUUUGAGCAGCAUGAUCCGAGUCAGCAAAAACGUUGCCCUUCUGACACCUCUGCUGGGCCUCACCUGGGGUUUUGGGUUAGCCACAAUCAUCGACAGCCGCUCUCUGGCCUUCCACGUUGUGUUUGCGCUGCUGAAUGCCUUCCAGGGAUUCUUCAUCCUGUUGUUUGGGACACUUCUGGACAGAAAGACAAGAGAAGCAUUAAGGAUGAACUGCUUUUCAUCAAGGCGGAAGUGGGGUCUAGAAAAGGUAAAGGCUAUUUAUUUUCCUGUUAAUGGCUAA
Messenger RNA from Melozone crissalis (California towhee), 2034 nucleotides. It is a transcript of the gene ADGRF4, whose product is annotated as adhesion G protein-coupled receptor F4. Bases 1 to 2034 code for a protein of 677 amino acids. Gene Ontology annotation, biological process: G protein-coupled receptor signaling pathway; cell surface receptor signaling pathway. Lineage: Eukaryota; Metazoa; Chordata; Aves; Passeriformes; Passerellidae. The transcript has 7 exons. Gene Ontology annotation, cellular component: membrane. The record is from RefSeq and is a predicted model, not a curated record. Gene Ontology annotation, molecular function: G protein-coupled receptor activity.